Messenger RNA from Olea europaea var. sylvestris, 3077 nucleotides. Its product is annotated as monooxygenase 2-like. The coding region runs from base 1804 to 2790 and encodes 328 amino acids. The record is from RefSeq and is a predicted model, not a curated record. Lineage: Eukaryota; Viridiplantae; Streptophyta; Magnoliopsida; Lamiales; Oleaceae. Gene Ontology annotation, molecular function: FAD binding. The transcript is spliced from 5 exons.
CAGAAGGUUUGGUGAAUCUUUUAAUGGUUGUGUAAUAAUGUAAGUAGAAAUCUUAAUACUGUCACGAGUUUGGAGGAAUGCAACGGUUAAUGGAAAAUUGCCUAUGCACGGCUAUAUAUAAGGCCUUCCAAAUUUCAGUCCACACACCAAUUAACAAAAUAAUUCUUUUAUUUCUUGGUAAAAAUUCUGCUUCAAAGGUCACUUUAUAUGUUGCUUCUAUUCAAACGAAAAUUUCCCACUAUCUUAGUAAACAGUUGCUCAAGACCUUUGUGUUUAAACUCAUAUUUAUUCAUAUUUACAUUAGUAAAAUUUGCUGUAUGAAUCCUAGCAUAACAUAGGGACAACAAAAGCCCUUCUAAUGAUUUUGAAUUUAACUUGUUUCAGUAUCAUCCAAGGAUAGUUUGGAAAGACUCAAAUCCUGACUGAAGUUACUUCUUUCUAGAACAAAUAGUGUUUCUGUUAAAGAUCGUUCCGUACCUUUCUAAAAAACCGAUCAUUGUUUACCAACCACACAUUGUCUAGCACGUAUUUUGAGUCUCGCGUGUCUACCAUUUCACCACCAAGGCAUCUUCAAAGUGAAUCAUAUUCUAUGAAUAUGAUAUCUAUCUAGUUUGAUGUAUUCCAUAACCAUCUGAAAAUUUGAUGGAGUUUUAAUGCGUUGAAUGCUAAAACAUUUCUGUAUUUAGGAUCGAAAUAUAACUGCAUACAACUUAUAUAUGCUGAAAAGAUAAAUAAAGAAGCUUUUCAGUACUAGACUAACUAAGUAAACAGCCAUGUGCUCUUUCAUAUCCAAGGCAUCCCCUACAAAGUUGAGGGCAUCUAUCAAUAACUUUAUUAAGGAGUGGAUAACUUUUGACGAUCCGUUCUUGUCCCUGCAUCUGAUACAUGGGCGUCGUUUUAUUUGUUGCUGGCAACAUCUAUAAUCUCAGUAUAUCAGAGUGCUUUCUUUUUCAUAUACCAGUUUCUUUACUGUCUAGUGAAUAUAUUUGGAAAAUGCACAUGCAUGUAUGUUUGUUUUCCAGUUUGCGUUCAGAUUAAUUUGGGCUCUAAGAGAAUCUCUGUUUGUACAAACUCCUAUGUUUUUAGAGUCUUAAGUUAUGGUUGCACAAAAUCAUGUCCCAGAUAUACCUUCAAAUCAGGGUCGGCCAUGAUAUUUUGGGUGGCCUUAUGCAAACUUCAAAUAUGGGGCCCAAUGAAUAUUAAGCCCGUAUUUGAUAGAGAUUAAAAUAAUCUUUUGAUUAAAGUUGAGGGAAUGUAUAGUUGAAAAGUUGUAGGUUUUAUGAAAUGUGUGGUUAAAAUUAAUUGUUGACUUUGACUUAGAAAACAAUUAAAUACAAUUAAAAAAUAAUUAAACAUAAUCAGGAAAUUUGGAAGACAAAUACAAGGUUUAAACUCCAGUACAAACAUAAAAAAAAAAACGGAAAAAAGAAUAAUAUGUGGCUCCGAAAAAUCCCAAACCAAAUUACAUAAUACAUAGAGAAGCAUUAGUUGGGAAGAUAAAUGGUCAAAUUAAUUAUAUAUACUAUAUAGAGAAAGCAAUGACUGUGAUAUAUUUAUGAGAUAUAUAAAUGCAUGUGAUAAAUUUUAUGCCAUUUAUAUGAUUUUUUUUAGAUAUGUUUGUAUUUUCAAAUUUUAUUAGUUUCUCGUGUUUGCAUAUGAUAAUUCUAAUUUAAAGAAUUUCGUAAUUAUCAUUUUCAUUUUUCUCCAACUGAUCAAUUAAUCGUACAUAAUUUGGAGCUCUCAUCAAAGCGGGCCUUCGGCUAUCGCCUUUGAUGCCUAUAGUUAGGGCCAGCCCUGCUUCAAAUGCUCAAAAAGCUGUGCAGGAUGGUGAUAAAAUCAGAAGACGGAAAAGAGUUGGGCUCUUUCAAUUUCAAAGAUGAAGAUGAAAGUCAAGAAGUGCGUGCUAUAGAGAGAAAAGUUUUAUUGGAAGCUCUUGCUAACCAGUUACCAUCAGAUGCAAUUUCUUUUUCCUCAAAGCUGUCAUAUAUUGAAAGAGGUGACAAAGGAGAAACCUUGCUAAAACUCAAGGAUGGUACUCAAAUGUCUGCUAAGAUUGUGAUUGCCUGUGAUGGGAUACGAUCUCCAGUGGCUAAGUGGAUGGGGUUUCCAGAGCCUAGAUAUGUGGGGCAUAUUGCUUUUCGUGGCCUCGGAUUUUACCCUGAAGGACAACCAUUUGAGCAGAAAGUGAUUUACACCUAUGGAAGAGGUGUGCGUGCUGGUUAUGUGCCAGUUUCUCCAACAAAGGUUUACUGGUUUAUCAUCAACAACAGCCCAACACCAGGCCCAAAGAUCACAGAUCCAUCUUUGUUGAGGCAAAUAACCAAGGAACUUCUUGGUAACUGGUCAACUGAGCUCUUGAAUAUAAUGAAAUCUACACCAGAUGACAGGAUCAUAAGAACCCCACUGGUAGAUCGGUGGCCGUGGCCUGGAAUCAGCCCUCCUGCAUCAACUGGGGCGGUUGUGCUCGUUGGCGAUGCAUGGCAUCCGAUGACACCCAAUCUUGGGCAAGGAGCGUGCUGUGCUUUGGAAGAUGCAGUCGUUUUGGCAAAAAAACUUGCACAAGCAAUCAACCUUGGAACCAUGUCAAUCGAAGAUGCAUUCACGUCUUAUGGACGAGAAAGGUGGCCUCGUAUCUUUCCAUUAUCUGUACGUGCAAAUCUUGUUGGAGCUUUCUUACAGUCUGAUAAUCCUUUGGUAUGUUUUAUUCGUAACAACAUUGUUGUUCCUAAGCUGGUUAGAGGUGGACCAAUGUUGGAACAUGCGAAUUUUGAAUUUGAGUCUCUAUAUUAACACUAAAUCCCUCAAAAACAAGAUUGUGAGGAAUUUCAGUAACACUUGUGGUCUUGUGCUAGGUGUUACAUUGUGUGUCUAUUUACCUAUUCCCUCCGUUGCCGCCGAUCUACAUGCAUCAAGUCACCUUAAUAUUCUUACCCCUACUAUUUAGAGUUAACCCCCUUUUUUAGAAUAAUAGAAUAUUAGAGUUGUCGUACUUGGUAUUAGGUUUUAAUGUUGGGUUGUGUGUCCAUGUAUUGUAAUUUUGACUUUUUUGAUAAUAAAUAAAUCGUGAUUUUUAUUUA